AAAAAAAGUCAGGAAGAAAGGAUGAGAUGUAUGGUCUGAUGGCCGACGGCCGACGGCCUCCAUCACCGCAUCUCUAGUUUUCUCAUUUAAAAUUCGGGCAGGUCUCUCCCUUCACCCUUCUUUUCUUUCCCCCCCAUUCAGCCACAUUACACUUCCUCGAGUCUCUCCCCUCUUUUCCUUGCAUCUUUUUGUAUCUUUAUCUAGUAGAAGUUUUACGUCUUUCUUUGCAACAUGGCUACCACAAACGAUUUCCCCAGCAGCGAUGUCAACAACUAUGACUAUAUUAUCGUCGGAGGUGGCACGGCAGGCUGUGUCAUUGCUAGCCGCCUGGCCGAGUACCUUCCCAACAAGCGUAUCCUUGUUAUUGAGGGUGGUCCCAGCGACUUCAACGAUGACCGGGUUCUCAACCUGAGGGAGUGGCUCAACUUGUUGGGAGGCGAGCUGGACUACGACUACCCCACCACCGAACAACCUAUGGGUAAUAGCCAUAUCCGUCACUCGCGCGCCAAGGUCCUCGGUGGUUGCUCUAGCCACAACACCCUGAUCUCUUUCCGUCCUUUCGAAUAUGACUGCCAGAGGUGGGAACAGCAAGGUUGCAAGGGCUGGUCCUUUGGGACCUUCACUCGCGUUUUGGACAACUUGCGCAAUACCGUCCAACCUGUACACGCCCGUCAUCGCAACCAGCUCUGCAAGGACUGGGUUCAGGCUUGCUCGUCUGCCAUGAACAUCCCCAUCAUUCCCGACUUCAACAAGGAGAUCCGUCUGAAUGGUGAAUUGACCGAGGGUGUUGGCUUUUUCAACAUCUCUUACAACCCGGACGAUGGCCGUCGCAGCAGCGCCAGUGUCGCUUAUAUCCACCCCAUCCUGCGUGGUGAGGAGAAGCGUCCUAACUUGACCAUUCUAACCAAUGCUUGGGUGUCCCGUGUGAACGUUGAAGGCGAUGCUGUUACUGGUGUCAAUGUAACCCUGCAGUCUGGCGCCAAGCACACCCUGCGAGCUAAAAGGGAAACCAUCCUUUGUGCCGGUGCCGUGGACACUCCUCGUCUGCUGCUACUGUCCGGAUUGGGUCCUCAACAGCAACUGAGCUCGCUGGGCAUCCAGGUGGUCAAGGACAUCCCUGGUGUCGGUGAAAACCUCGUUGAUCACCCCGAGAGUAUCAUUAUGUGGGAGCUUAACCGCCCCGUGCCCCCUAACCAGACCACCAUGGACUCCGAUGCUGGCAUCUUCUUACGCCGCGAGCUUCCCAAUGCCGCUGGCUCCGAUGGCCGCUGUGCGGAUGUUAUGAUGCACUGUUACCAGAUCCCCUUCGACUAUAACACCAGCCGCCUCGGAUAUGAUACUCCUGUUAAUGCUUUCUGCAUGACACCCAACAUUCCUCGCCCCCGCUCCCGUGGCCGCAUCUACCUGACCUCGGCUGACCCCAAUGUGAAGCCGGCGUUGGACUUCCGGUACUUCACUGACCCUGAGGGUUAUGAUGCUGCCACUAUCGUUGCUGGUCUCAAGGCAGCCCGUGAGAUCGCCAAGGAAGCCCCCUUCAAGAAUUGGAUCAAGCGUGAGGUCGCCCCCGGCCCCAAGAUCCAGACUGAUGAGGAGCUGUCUGAAUAUGGCCGUCGUGCGGCCCACACCGUCUAUCACCCUGCUGGAACUACCAAGAUGGGCGAUGUCUACCGUGACCCUCUGGCUGUCGUCGACCCUCAGCUGAAGAUCCGUGGUCUGAAGAACGUCCGUAUUGCGGAUGCCGGUGUCUUCCCCGAAAUGCCCAGCAUCAAUCCAAUGUUGACUGUGCUGGCUGUCGGAGAGCGUGCCGCAGAAUUGAUUGCCGAAGAGGCUGGAUGGAAGCGUGAACAGCCUCGUCUGUAAACACUUUUCUCUGUCCUUUCCCUAGAACCCCUAGUUGUUUUGUGAAGAAAACCAUGUAGGGGUUGUAUAUGAGCGGCAUGAAAACCACCUGACAUGCCGCACGAUUCAUGAUUUAUGUCCACAACACCAAAUUGAAAAGAAGGAAGACAAAAAGAAAGAAAAAAAGGAAAAGAAAAGUCUGCAUAGCGACAAAAUCAAAUUGUCAGCGUGUAGGAUCGUGCUCAACUCGUUGGGGUUAUCAUAAUACCCCUCCCAUAUUUUGCAUUCCUGUACUAGUUCCUGUGGCUUUGAGAGCGAUGAUAUUUUUAGCGCCUGUAUAUAGCG
Aspergillus alliaceus is the source of this 2184-nucleotide messenger RNA. RefSeq names its product GMC family oxidoreductase. The transcript is spliced from 2 exons. Bases 232 to 1860 code for a protein of 542 amino acids. The record is from RefSeq and is a predicted model, not a curated record. Gene Ontology annotation, molecular function: oxidoreductase activity, acting on CH-OH group of donors; flavin adenine dinucleotide binding. Lineage: Eukaryota; Fungi; Ascomycota; Eurotiomycetes; Eurotiales; Aspergillaceae.